AGUAUUGUAGAUAUGGGCAGUCCUAAAUGCCGUCAGAUCGGAUCAGAACCCGCCACUGUCAUCAGAAAACAGUCGAACAAAAUUACUAAGUGUUUAUUUUAAAUCAUACUUUGUGUUAUUAUUUUUUGUUUUGUGAAAGUUUCAUUACAAGAAAAAUUAACUUUAAUUUUGCUUUGUAAAAUUAUUUUUACUUGUGAUGAUAUAGUAGCGCCAAACUGUGUAAAUAUAAGAGCACUGAACAUGACAGAAAAAACGAUAAUCAAAUAAUUAAAUUAUAAUUUAUAAAAUAAUAAUAUUAAAUCUCACUUACAUUAAUUCAUCUUUUAAUUUAUAAAUAAUUCUAUAUAAUGGCCGGUUACGUAAGAUUUAUGUUUGCAAUAAUGUUGUGUAUUGCAAACAUGAUAAUAUACGGACUGAAAGUAAACAUCUCGACGACAAUUAUCGGGAUGGUUAAAUCAAAAGUUAACAAAACAAAUGAUGGGUUAAAUAAUAUAACUUCUGAGUUUGAAUGCACAUUUGAUGAUGUUGUUGCAAAUACCAGUUUAAUUGUCGAUAACAACAACAAGCCAAUUAAUAAUAUGAUUUACUUUGAAGACCAGUAUGAAUGGAGUUCUACGCAACAAGGUCUUAUUAUUAGUCUUUAUUUUGCUGGUUAUAUGUUAGGAAUGUUUCCAGCCGGUUAUUUUGCUGAUAGAUUUAAUACUAAGUGGGUGCUAUUAGUAUCUGUGUUGGGGAACUCAAUAUUUACAUUACUCGUACCAAUAGCCGCGAGAUCAAUAUCAAUUUUACUAUUUCUACGGUUUAUGGCUGGAUUAGUGAGCGCAGCUAAUCUCCCAGUUGUUAACGUACUGGUAGGUAAAUGGAUGGUUUAUGAAGAAAAAAGCACAUGGGUUGCUAUUAUAAACGCAGGUACUUCACUGGGUACUGUUAUUUCAAUAUUAUCAUCGGGACUAAUAAUGCACGACAUGGGAUGGAAAGCUGUCUUUUAUAUUCACGGAAUUUUACCUCUCAUUUGGUGCGCUGUUUUUGCAAUAUUUUUUGCUGACAAUCCUGAAUCACAAAAACUCAUCAGCAAUGCCGAGAGACAACUCAUUGUUAAUUCUUACGGGCAUCGGCAUACUCGUAAAGAAAAUAUAGCAGUACCUUGGAAAGAAAUAUUUCAUUCCCGUCCUUUUUGGGCUCUCGUUGCUACCAAUUGUUUAGGUAAUUUUUGUUGGUACUUUUUACUUACCCAAUUGCCUCUUUACAUGAACAAAAUGAUCAGAUUUGAUAUUAAAAAAAAUGCUAUGAUUAGCUGCUCUCCGUACUUAAUUAAUGCAAUAACGAACCCCCUGUUGGGUAAAAUUCUUGAUAUUGGACGCCAGGGUGGCUACUGGUCGCAAACAACCGGCCGAAAAAUAGCUGUCGGAAUAAGCUGCAUUCCACCAAGUAUAAUGCUCAUCGUAAUAGCGUACAUCGGAUGUGAACGUACUGUAUCGACAGUGUUGCUCAUCCUAAGUAUUGUAAUUAGUGGCGCCAUAUUUGUCGGGCAUUUGACAAAUCAAAAUGACCUUGCGCCUAAUUAUGCUGGGAUUUUAAUGGGAAUAACAAAUACUCCUGGCACAAUAUCUGCAUUUGUAUUGCCUGCACUUGUUGGCGCUUUAACUGAAGGCGGACAUACAUUCCAAAGAUGGCGUUAUAUAUUUUGGAUAAAUGUUAUCGCUCAAAUUUUAGCAUUUAUUGUAUUUGUUUUCUUCGGAUCAGCUAAAAUUCAAAGUUGGAAUUAUCCGUUAGGGCAGGCGCCAGAAAAUGGUAAUAAAAAAAAUGUCAGUGAUGAAGAAGAAGUUACUUCUAAAAUGAUUUAAUUCAUUUACUAUGAUGAUUAUACAUGUGUUCGUUUUUUAGAAAUUUUUAUUAAAUUAUUUUUUUUUUGUUUUUUGGAAUAAAUAUUUUUUUUUUUCGAUACUUAAA
Molecule: messenger RNA, 1950 nt
Organism: Microplitis demolitor
Lineage: Eukaryota; Metazoa; Arthropoda; Insecta; Hymenoptera; Braconidae
Product: sialin
Exons: 7
Coding region: 348-1844 (498 amino acids)
Biological process (GO): monoatomic anion transport; transmembrane transport
Molecular function (GO): transmembrane transporter activity
Source: RefSeq, a predicted model, not a curated record